This is a messenger RNA of Panicum hallii, 1270 nucleotides long. RefSeq names its product proline-rich receptor-like protein kinase PERK9. NCBI's taxonomy places the organism in Eukaryota, Viridiplantae, Streptophyta, Magnoliopsida, Poales, Poaceae. The transcript has 2 exons. The coding region runs from base 397 to 1221 and encodes 274 amino acids. The record is from RefSeq and is a predicted model, not a curated record.
CUGAGCCCCUAGUACGUACGUAGUGAGAAAACAUACGGUGAGCAAAAGUAUGAUGGGCAUCUAAAUGCAUGAUUUACUGCCGAUACUCGUCGAAACUACAUAUAUGAUCCAUUAAAAUUUAAACCAAUCAUCAAGUUACACAAUCAAUAAUAUUGUUACACAAAUGCAAGCAAGCAAAAUGAUGGCCUCAAUGCGCCGUUAGCUUGUCCAUCGAUCAGCCCGUAUCUCCAAUCCACCUGCAUCAAGAUCUCCAUAUCCCUCUACUACAGAGCUUCCCCACACCAAACCCUAUCUGUCCCUUUAUCAGGAGCUCCCACUAUUCCACGCCUUCUCUUCGACUCUUCCUCCCAGGGCUCCCCUGACCACCUCCACCGAUCCAGCGCCGGCCGUCCGCCCAUGGCGUCCACCACCAGCGACAGCCUCCCCUCCUCACCCUCCCUGCCCACCACCGCGGCGCUCGACGGCGCCGCCGACCAGGAGUUCUCCUCCCAGCACCACCACCACCAUCACCAAAGCCUCUUCCUCCCGUCCUCCUCCUCCCCCGCCAGCCUGUACCUCGACUCCUCCUUCCACGGCCUCCUCCCCGCUUCCUCCACGGCCGUGUCGUCGCCUUCCCCUCCACCGCCGAUGCCUCCGCUCCCUCCCGCCCCGGCGCCCGCGAAGCCGGCCAAGAAGCGCCCCAGGGCCUCCCGCCGGCCGCCCACCACGGUGCUCACCACCGACACCUCCAACUUCCGCGCCAUGGUGCAGGAGUUCACCGGCUUCCCGGCACCGCCCUUCGCCCCCGCGCCGCCCCCUGCCGUGCGCCCGCGCCUCCUCGGCAGCACGCCGUCGUUUCUCAUGCGCCCCUCGCCUCUCAAGUACCCCGUGCUGCUGCCUCCCAGCGCUUGCACCACCACCCUAGCUAACACCACCAUUAACGCAAGCGGUAGCAAUAAUAUUACUGCCGGUACCAGCUCCCUCGUGGACGCGCUCGCGCUGUUCGCCAAGAGCAACGCGAUGCCGAGCGGCGCCGGCGCCGGCGCAGCUACAGCGGCGACGACGUCCGGCGGAUCAGGCGCUGCUGAUCAUCACUACCACGGAAUCGGCAUGGGAGGGUUCAACCCGUUCGAUGACUUCGAUCCACCGGCGGCGGCAGCUGAAGGCGAGAGGGGGGACCCGGGUGGCGGCCAUGGUUUCUUCUCCUCCUUCACCGCCGGCGACAAGUACGGAAGGCACUAGUACGUAAGCGAUCUCUCUCUCUCUCUCUCUCUCUCUCUCUCUCUCUCAA